This is a messenger RNA of Gastrolobium bilobum, 1411 nucleotides long. RefSeq names its product glyoxylate/succinic semialdehyde reductase 2, chloroplastic. The transcript has 12 exons. Gene Ontology annotation, molecular function: NAD binding; glyoxylate reductase (NADPH) activity; NADP binding. The record is from RefSeq and is a predicted model, not a curated record. Bases 72 to 1130 code for a protein of 352 amino acids. Gene Ontology annotation, cellular component: chloroplast. Lineage: Eukaryota; Viridiplantae; Streptophyta; Magnoliopsida; Fabales; Fabaceae.
ACGAGUCUAUUUUAUCCGACAGACACCUACAAAAGAAAAGGUGUUGAAACUGAAGGAAGUAGGAAGUGAGGAUGACCUCGAAUCACUUUGCCAUUCACCGUCUCCCUAUUGCAGUGGCAAUGCGCUCCACCUUUUGCCCUCAUAUUCCCAACCACUUCAACUUUCGACCAACACCUACCAAAACCUUCUCCGCUCAAAUUUCUAAUGUUUCUCCUCAAGCUCAAGUUUCAGUAAUUGAGACACCAGCACGGGUUGGAUUUUUGGGCAUCGGAAUCAUGGGCUCCCCUAUGGCCCAAAAUCUCAUCAAAGCUGGAAUUGAUCUGACUGUUUGGAAUAGGACCAAGAGCAAGUGUGAUCCUCUAAUCAGCUUGGGAGCAAAAUAUAAAUCAUCUCCUGAGGAAGUAGCUGCAUCUUGCGAUGUCACAUUUGCCAUGCUUGCUGAUCCUCAAAGUGCAGUGGAUGUUGCUUGUGGAAAGAAUGGAGCAGCAAAUGGAAUGGGCCCAGGAAAAGGAUAUGUAGAUGUUUCAACUGUUGAUGGGGACACUUCAAAAUUGAUUAAUGGGCACAUAAAAUCCACCGGAGCAUUAUUUUUGGAGGCUCCAGUUUCAGGUUCCAAAAAGCCAGCUGAAGAUGGAAAAUUGAUAUUUCUCACAGCAGGGGACAGAAAUCUUUAUGAAACGGUUGCUCCUCUCUUGGACAUCAUGGGGAAAUCGAAAUUUUACCUUGGUGAUGUUGGAAAUGGAGCUGCAAUGAAACUAGUUGUCAAUAUGAUCAUGGGCAGUAUGAUGGCGUCCUUUUCUGAAGGCUUACUUCUCAGCGAGAAAGUUGGGCUGGAUCCAAAUGUCCUAGUGGAGGUAGUUUCAGAGGGUGCCAUUAGUGCUCCAAUGUACUCAACCAAAGGCCCAUCAAUGAUACAAUCACUUUACCCAACUGCAUUCCCUCUAAAGCAUCAACAAAAGGAUCUAAGACUUGCCCUGGGGUUAGCAGAGUCUGUUUCCCAACCCACUCCGAUUGCAGCUUCUGCUAAUGAGCUAUAUAAAGUUGCAAAAUCCCAUGGUCUUAGCGAUCAAGACUUUUCAGCUGUCAUUGAAGCAUUAAAAUCCAAAUUCCAGCACUCAGAAAACCAGUGACGUUUUUUAUGAGAGACAUGUUCAAAUGGAAAACGACAGUGAGCUAGGCCACUUGAAUCAAGAAUAGACGUAAAUUUUGAGGCUAGUCAAUUUGAAUGCAUUCCCUGAAAUGUAGAUUAUUAUACCUCCAAGGGCGUAAAAAUUUUUAUGAUAAGUUAUUUACAAUUAUUAUUUAGUAUAGAUAUUAUCCUCUUACCCCUUUUCCCUAAGGUGUUCUUGCAUAGCCUAUCUACUUCUAGCAACACAUUCAAGAUUAAUUUUUUGGGAUUUUUCGUUUCAUA